AUGAGGGAACGGGACGCUAACUACAAGCUGCGCACCUUCUCGGUGGGCAUGCCUGGCUCGCCAGACUUCGAGCAUGCACGCCUGGUGGCCCAGCACAUUGGCAGCCAGCACACGGAGAUCAGCUUCACGGUGGAGGACUGCCUGGAUGGGCUGCGCGAUCUGAUCUAUCACCUGGAAUCAUACGAUAUAGCCACUGUGCGCUGCAGCCUGCCCAUGUUCUACCUGGCCCGCCAUGUGAAGAGCACCGGCAUCAAGAUGAUCCUCUCGGGCGAGGGCGCAGACGAGAUCUUUGGUGGGUAUCUCUACUUCCACAAGGCGCCCAACUACGAUCAGUUCCAUGAGGAAAUGGUCACGAUCUGCGAGCGGCUGCAUGUCUCCGAUAUAUUGCGUGCCAACAAGGUGACCAUGUCCAAGGGACUGGAGCUGCGUGUGCCCUUCCUGGAUACCCAGCUGGUAAACCAUGUGAUGAGCAUACGUCCGCAGGACAAGAUUCCAGGUGCUCUUAAUGAGUUUGCGGGGGAACGAAAGUGGCGCAUUGAAAAGUUUGUGCUGCGCGAAGCCUUCGCUGGAGAUUAUUUGCCAGAUGCUGUGCUCUGGCGCCAGAAGGAACAGUUCUCGGAUGGCGUGGGCUACGCCCUCAUCGACGCCCUGCCAGAUUUUGCGGCUCACUAA
Drosophila arizonae is the source of this 672-nucleotide messenger RNA. Its product is annotated as asparagine synthetase B [glutamine-hydrolyzing]-like. Lineage: Eukaryota; Metazoa; Arthropoda; Insecta; Diptera; Drosophilidae. The record is from RefSeq and is a predicted model, not a curated record.